AUACCAACAUCUACAGCCGAAGUCUGUUAUCAGUCUUGAUCUGAAUGUUUACUGAAGGGAAGGGUUUGUACUUGUUCAGCUAAGUCAAGGAUGACAAGAAGACUUUUCCAUGUACACCAGGACAACAUAUAUCGAACUGCCUCUUAUCUAAGUGCUUGGAUUUUACUACAAGUCAGCUGAAGAAAUUUAGGAAUUUUCCGAUCAUCAAGACAGAAUGGAAGUAAAGGUGUAUGUCGAAGGAGUCCAGCGCAUAGUUUGUGGAGUCACUGACAAAACAACAUGUCAGGAGGUGGUCAUCGCUUUAGCACAGGCACUUGGUCGCACUGGUCGAUACACUCUGAGAGAAAAAUUCAAAGAAUAUGAACGUAAUGUGACUCCAGAUGAGCGUCUCUUGGAGUCCUUGGAGAAAUAUGGUGAGCAAGCUAAGGAGGUGCAGCUCACUUUGAAGCAUAUCGGUCCAUCCCUCGGGGAAGAAACAAACCAGCCCAAAGCCCAAAUGAGGCGAACGGAGGGGAUAGGGAGAGCACGGAGAGCCAGCGGGGCAAUCGCCCUACACCGCCAGAGCCUCCCACCGCUGUCACGCCUCUGCCUCCACUCCGAGCCACCGCCCGAGGAACCAAAGAGACCCAAGCGGAAGUCGCUAACGCUAAUGGAGGAAGCAUGGGGUUGGCUGGAAAACUUGGGCAGAGGCGGGAAGCAGCAAUCAGGACAAGAUAAGGGGAAAGACAAGGAGGGCAAUAAAGGAAAUGGGCACUCAGAUAACACAGCCAAAAGUUCCCUGGACUCUGGGACGCCGCAGGCAAGAGACAAAAAAGACAAAAAUAGAGUCACACCACAUCAGCCUUUGAUCAGUUGCCUUGGGAACCGUGGGAGAUGCACUGAUGAGAGUGCUGUAUGUGAGAGACGAGAGGAAGAGGAACAGAAAGGCUCAGAGGAGGACCUGAAAACCCACAAUCCAGUGGUCCAUCAAGUGACCAAGAGUGAGGAGAUUGUAGAGUUAAGAAGACUAGCUGUCCAACAGCAGGCAAGUCUGCAAGAACUAAAGCACAAAAUUGAGUCAACAGACCAAAUGAUCCUUGAGCUUGAGCAGCAGCAAGCUGCCAGGGAGUUUUCCGAGUCACUGCCGGAAGAAGAGGAGCAGCUCAAGUUCUGGCUCAAUGAGCUCAAGGCGGAGGAAGUCUUUGAGAGAGACCUUCAGAGGCAAUUCCUUCAGAUAAAAGAAGAAGCUACUGAGUGCAAGGCUAAGCUGGAAGAGUACAAACAGAAACUGCAAGUGAUGGACUUGAGAAACUCCCAGCAGCAAACAGGUCAUGAAGACGUCACAGGAGAGAAUAUCCAAGCAGAUGAGACAAAACCUGCCCAAACAAGUGUCAAAAAAAUGCAGAUCUCAGCAGACGGAUCAUGUGGAGAUGGUGGAUCAAAAAGGGUGGUGACAACGCUCGAGUCCAAACUCCCAUAUGUGCUUGUUUCAGCAAACCAGAUAUCAAAUCCUCCUCUAAGUGGACCAGAAGACCUGAGGGAAUGGUGGAUGCGAUGGUCUCAGAGCCAGAAUUCAACAUCAGUGACAAAACAUAAGAUGGUUCACCGCUCUGAAAUCACCAUACAGUUGGGAAGCACCAGAGUUUAAACACUAUGAAACUUCUAAACCCCCUUUCUUCUAGGUUUCAUGGAUACCUCAUUUAAAAUUGUGCAAAGGCAUCAAAAUUAUGUUUAAAGGUUCUGUACAGUGCUUUGCUCAUAAAAAAUUAAACAUAAUACACCUUUGAUUCUCAUAAAAUGUUUAUUUCAAUUGUUUCAUUCAAGACCAUUAACAAAAGCAUAUAGUAGAACCUUAGGGUUCAACACAAACCCAGGGUGCUCCAGAGAAUAUUCAUGAGAGUAAUUGCUCCAUUUGUCAUAAGAAGCACUGCAAAUAGCCUCUAUCCACGUAAUCAAAUUUCUUUGCACGUUUUUAAAUUUUACUCAUUACACUUCCCCCAUUUCUCAUGUCCUGCAUACAUUUGCUCGUUUUAUUCAGGUUUUCAAAAGGUCCACCCAAGUAAAAGCACACAUUACAUAGAGUAUAUUUCAACCCACAAGUAUGGGGGGGGGGAAGAGAGAGAUGCACACCAGUAUU
Onychostoma macrolepis is the source of this 2116-nucleotide messenger RNA. RefSeq names its product Ras association domain family member 11 (gene rassf11). The record is from RefSeq and is a predicted model, not a curated record. Lineage: Eukaryota; Metazoa; Chordata; Actinopteri; Cypriniformes; Cyprinidae. Gene Ontology annotation, biological process: signal transduction. Bases 215 to 1627 code for a protein of 470 amino acids. The transcript has 3 exons.